Myripristis murdjan (pinecone soldierfish) is the source of this 1926-nucleotide messenger RNA. RefSeq lists its product as uncharacterized. NCBI's taxonomy places the organism in Eukaryota, Metazoa, Chordata, Actinopteri, Holocentriformes, Holocentridae. The record is from RefSeq and is a predicted model, not a curated record. The transcript has 6 exons. Bases 98 to 1582 code for a protein of 494 amino acids.
GUUUUUUUUUUUUUGUUUGUUUGUUUUUGUUUUUGUCCCUCUCUGUCUCUCAUUUUGCUGAUUUUUCCCCCCUUUCAGGCCACCUAAAGUCCACUGGAUGCUUUUUAAUAUGUACUGCAAAGUACCACAAGCAUAUCUCUUGCUUGUACGGUUACUUUUUAGCUCUUGGUGCUUUUUAAACAGCUUCUCCACAGGCAGGACGUUAACAAGAACUAGUAUACCCAGUGGUGCGGUGCAUGCUGAUUCCUCUAGGUUAAAACAUGGGGGAAAAGGUCAUCGCUAUGUUGGUAUCCAACAGCAAUUUCAGCCUGAUAGCAACACAUUUCCAAGUUUCCCUCCACAGCAGCAGCAGCUGUUUAGUUCAGUGUCAGCAGACUGUGGACGGGCACCUGUGGAGGGACGAGAGGGGAUCUCCUCUGCGCGUCCUACUGUCCGCUGUGGGAACGAAGCCAUGAUAAUCACAUUCCUGCAGCAGGCCAUGGACAGUUUCCUCAUUGAGAGAUCAGACCUCACAUCAACUCCCCUGCCUCUGUCCCAUCUGCCCUCGGGCUGUGGCCUCUCAGUGAGGACGACUUGGACUGAGGUGGUCCUGAUCGCCCACUACAAUGGCUGUUUUAUCCUCCUGGAGGAAGACAAGUAUAUUUUGCCAGUGGUUUGGCAAAGAUCUAGAAUGAAGGCAUCCUGCCCAGUCCGGGUCCCUUUUCCAAGAAUUGUUUGUACAGCGUCAUCGAUGGAUCUAAUAGUUUUUGGAGAAGAGACUGUUGGCAGACUCAAGGUUUUGUUGAAUGGCAGGUGGGUGAGGUUACAUUACGCUGCUGAGCGGUGCCGGUUCCUCUCAUAUGCCAAGUCUGAGUCAGUGGUCUUUUCUGUUCCCUUCACAACUUGUGGGCUGAUACAGAAGGGUGGCAUGUAUAGGAUUUACAUUCGAUCCAGGGAGAGGGAAAUGGAGCUUUCGUGCCCUUUGCAAAUUCCCUCCCCACCUCGACAUCAGUCAAACAUGCUACCAUCCAGCUUCCAAAUGCAAACUAUCUCGGACCCGGCUCUUGACGCCCUUCUCCCAGAGGUCGACAUCCAUCUGUUGCUCUCCGGUGUCACACAACAAGAGCAGCACAAGCUUCCCAACAUACAGCAACAACAUAGUGAAGCUGAUACCCAGCACCUGUCCGCCCAGCCCACAAAAGUCCAUUUGCCCUUUACACACAACACUGCCAGGCUCCCAGCUCUACCCCCUAUGACUCCAGGUCCUUUUGAACUGUCACUCAACAUUCCCAUAAUAUCCAAUCGAUUACCACAGCCAUCGCUUGGGGAUAUAAGUUCUGCAGAGCACAACAGGUCUGAGCUUUUGAGAUUAAUUCCAGCUUUCAUUGCCUCUGGACUCUCAGGCUUACUGCAGUCCCACCAGGAGCUGCCUAAUGCAAAUCUGCAGCGAUACACCACCAACCAAGAGGAAGAAGAAAUUUCAACAUGGCCACACCACUUUCCUGACUCGCCUCCUUUCCCUCCACCCCCUUCUGAUUCACAUAUGGACCCUGUCAUCUCUGUUCCUCCACCUCACCUACAACUGGGUCAUGUUGCUCCAUAACCCAUCAGUUGUCUCAAGUAUCAAAAUCAGUGCCAGUGUUACCCAGUUUGCUCUUUAUCCAAAAUUCAUCUAGGACUAAUCCUUUGGUGGGCUAAUCUUUAUAAGUGACAGCAGCCACAACCUUAUUUUGACAUAAAGACCCCCUAAAAAGGCUGUUGAACAUCAGUCCCACCUCCCUAAUCAUCCACUGAGAGUACCAAAUAAUACCAAAAGAAGAUAAUUAUAAACAGCGGAGAAAAGUGGCUGCACUAGUAGACUCUAUUGCCUAUUAAUUGUAUUGUCUUGUAUGUCUGAGUAUUUUCUAUUAAUUGUCAAUAAAAAAAAAAAAAUCUUUUUUUCCUGAA